CACCGAUAGGCGCCCGGAGCGUUUUCGUCAUAAGUGAAAGUUGUGUUCACGCUGGGCAUCAGUGCGUGUUUGCCUGCAACUGCCAUUCAACUCGACAGAUCAACUACGUCGAUAUCUUGAUUUCAAAUUGGCCUUUCUGGUAUCAUGAUCCGCCAAAUUUCUCUCAUAUGAAGACUUCUAAUUCUUGAGACUCUAGUGAGAGUCCCUCAUACCAAAAGUAUUCAUCUGUCCCCUGCGGAUUUAUCUCCGACCUACCACGUCCUAACCAGUCUCAACGCCCACAUACUCUCAACAUGGACGAAGCGAUUGCCUCCGUCAUCACGGUCACCGGAUCAACUCCAGAAAUCGCUGCGCAGUAUGUUCAGCUCGCCGAUGGUGACCCCAAUCAAGCCGUUCAAUUAUUCUUUGAAAAUGGUGGCGCAGAUCUCGGCGUCGCAUUCCAACAGCCUCAGCCCUCCACAACCUCACACUCUACGGGUGAUGCUCAGAACCCAAUCAAUUUAGAUGCAGACGAAAACAUCUCCGAUGAUAAUGACCCCGAGAUCACUGGCUUCAGAAAGUCACCAGUACACGCUGCUCCCUCGAGACCUAUGAAUGACUUUGAAGAUGAUGAAGCAAUGGCGAGGCGGUUACAAGAGGAGAUGUAUGGAGGUAAUGGAAUAGAACACAAUGUCAGAGCUCCCAUUGCUCGACAAGUCGAGACCUUAGUCGGCCCUGGUGCAAAUCCUUUUGCCGCCGCCGGACCAGAGUAUGACGCAGCAAUAGAGGAGAGGUUACGUGCUUUUCAAACAAGACGCAAUCCAGUUCGUCCUGGCAUAUUCAACCAACAUGAACCGCCGACCAGUAUCUGGGACAGGGAUGUUAGAGACGCCGACGCUGGAAGAAGCUUUCUUGCAGAGUCGACCGGAGGAGCAUCCGAGGCUUCAUCGAGAUCAACUAGGCUCGCCCGACUUUUCCAACCACCCUGGGACUUGAUGUUCAAAGGAGAAUGGGAUGCUGCCCGAGACGAAGGCAAAGAGCACAAGAAAUGGCUCUUGGUUGACAUCCAAGAUCCGUCUAUAUUUGACUGCCAGGCGCUGAACAGGGAUUUGUGGAAGAACGAGGGUAUCAUCGACACAGUCAAGGAGAACUUUGUCUUCAUUCAGUACAAUAAAGAUGAUCCACGAGCUGCCCAAUAUAUCCAGUAUUAUUUCCCGACCUACGAAAAUCAGGAUGAGUAUCCUCAUGUUGCGAUCGUGGACCCCAGAACCGGCGAACAGAUCAAGCUGUGGUCGCGGAAGGUGCCGUCAGCGGCCGAGUUCUUGAUGCAACUCCAUGAAUUCCUUGAUCGAUACAGUCUGGACAACAAUGCCCGGAAUCCUGUUGCGAAGCGGAAAUCAGAAGCCAAGGAGAAACCUCUAGAUCAGUUGAGUGAAGAAGAACAACUAGAAAGAGCAUUGCAAGCUAGUCUCGGGUCCCAGGAGGAUGCAGCACUCAAGCCUGCUGCCGCAGAAGAUCCCGACGCACUCACAAGAAGUAUUGGUGAUGUACGAUCAGCAGAUGGUCCAUCAAUUGCUGAAGCUAUGGAUCUGGACGAACCCAGCGCCGCGACGACGAGCGAAACAACCCCAUUUUCACUGAUUCCUUCCGACCGUCCGCAUGUGGAACCUCCUGCUGGUCCCGGUAUAACACGAGUCCAGAUCAGACACCCAGGAGGUAGAAUCGUGCGACGAUUCGCAGAAGCCGACCCUGUACAACGGAUUUAUGAGUUUCUGAAAGCCGAACCUUUGGAGGGUAGGGAGGGGAAGGACUUUGAGCUGGUUUCUAUGGGAAAGAAUCUCAUUGAUUCUCGACAAGAGACCAUCGAAGCGGCGGCAUUGAAAAACGGAACCGUGAUGGUGGAGUUUGUGGAGUAAUCAGUGGCUGAUAGUUGAAAUUCCUCUGAGAUCUCAUUCCAGCGGACUAGAGGUGCAUGGCGAGGCGUUACCAGACUUAGGCGAUUUACUAAUGCCAGUAAGGUGGACACCUGGCCUAGCCUAUCGAUCGAAGAACUUCGUACAGGUCUGUCGUUCCAGACGAGCAAUCAUGAAAUAUUGA
This is a messenger RNA of Exophiala oligosperma, 2076 nucleotides long. RefSeq lists its product as uncharacterized. The transcript is spliced from 2 exons. The record is from RefSeq and is a predicted model, not a curated record. Gene Ontology annotation, biological process: proteasome-mediated ubiquitin-dependent protein catabolic process. The coding region runs from base 294 to 1895 and encodes 533 amino acids. Gene Ontology annotation, cellular component: nucleus. Gene Ontology annotation, molecular function: ubiquitin binding. Lineage: Eukaryota; Fungi; Ascomycota; Eurotiomycetes; Chaetothyriales; Herpotrichiellaceae.